AUGAAUCCAUUCCAGAAUUUAAAGAAAAGAAAUGAGGACCCGCAACGUCAACGACCACUACAUAAGACAAAGAAACCACCUGUUCCGCGCGCGCUAUGGAGUCAACGGCAACGAGGAGACACGUCUUCACGGGGACGUCCUGGAGACGGGGGGAUCCGGGCAGGUAUUCUGCCAAAACCUACUGCACGUGCUGGCAAUUCUCUCAUUUAUGCCGGCACGAGAUAA
Anisakis simplex (herring worm) is the source of this 225-nucleotide messenger RNA. The record is from the annotation of a GenBank genome assembly. NCBI's taxonomy places the organism in Eukaryota, Metazoa, Nematoda, Chromadorea, Rhabditida, Anisakidae.